GCUCUUUCAUUGCUAGUGUGUGUAUUCCCAACCCCAAGCAAUUGAAGUGAAAAACAAUUAUACACAGAACAUCAGAAAGAGCGAAAAUGCAGGCCGCGAAGAAUGCAAAGGAAACGGCAGCCAACGCAGUGGCCUCCGCUAAGUGUGCCGUGGUGAAGACCAAGGCCACCGUAGAUGCGAAGAUGGAAAUGGGGAAAGCCCGUGACCCAGCGCAGAAAGAAGCGGUCACUAGAAAGAAAGAGGAGAGAAUAAUCCAGGCUGAUCGCCAAGAGCAGCAGGCGCGUGCAUGCAACGCAGCAGCCAAACAGUCGGGAAAGGCUGGCACAGGAGGGCCCACAGGUGUCCAUCCCACCGGAACCCACCCAACGUCAGCCUUGCCUGGACAUGGCACUGGCGGGCAUCCCACCGGAACCCACCCAUCGUCAGCCUUGCCUGGACAACGCACUGGCGGGCAUCCCACCGGAACCCACCCAUCGUCAGCCUUGGCUGGACAAGGCACUGGCGGGUAUCCCACCGGAACCCACCCAACGUCAGCCUUGCCUGGACAAGGCACUGGCGGGGUGGGCUCGCACCCCAUUGGGACCGACAAAGCUGGCACAGGAAGGCCCAAUGUCAAUAACCGCCGUGAUCAGGGUUAUGGAUCUUGAAGUUGGAUUAAUAUUAGAGCAUGAAUGGAGGCACCGUGCACGUCGUGUGUAAUUGUUGGUUUGAUGUUUUGUUUUUUUUAAUCAUUCUGUUUGUGGUUUUCCCGCAUUUAAGGUGGUGCUUUCUGGCUGACCUUAGAUGGUAACUAUGUAGUUCGGUGUUCCAUUUGAAUAAAAAUACAACGAUUAUUCAAUUAA
Alnus glutinosa is the source of this 842-nucleotide messenger RNA. RefSeq names its product 11 kDa late embryogenesis abundant protein-like. The transcript has 2 exons. The record is from RefSeq and is a predicted model, not a curated record. Gene Ontology annotation, biological process: embryo development ending in seed dormancy. Lineage: Eukaryota; Viridiplantae; Streptophyta; Magnoliopsida; Fagales; Betulaceae. Bases 87 to 647 code for a protein of 186 amino acids.